Molecule: messenger RNA, 410 nt
Organism: Cannabis sativa
Lineage: Eukaryota; Viridiplantae; Streptophyta; Magnoliopsida; Rosales; Cannabaceae
Product: signaling peptide TAXIMIN 1
Exons: 2
Coding region: 18-260 (80 amino acids)
Source: RefSeq, a predicted model, not a curated record
ACAAUUACCAGAAAAGUAUGAGCUGCUGCUGUGGUGAUGAUUGCCAAUGCAGGCCUCUGGGCUUUUUACUGGGCCUACCCUUUGCCUUUGUGUCUCUCAUCCUCUCUAUCAUCGGCGUUAUCAUCUGGAUCGUCGGAUUGACCCUAAGUUGCAUCUGUCCUUGCUGCUUUUGUGUGACUAUUUUAGUGGAGUUUGCGUUAGUGCUAAUCAAGGCACCAUUUUCCGUCAUGGAAUGGUUUACAUCUAAGAUCCCGUGUUAAUUAACUACCAUUAUAGUAUUUAGAAUGUUAAAUCUUAUAUAUUUUUACAGAGAUGGUAGUGAUAUGUUCAUUGAUUAAUUAAAUGAAUUCGAUUGGUGAUUUGUUCAAAUUCUUCUGUUGAUUAAUUUUGAGCUAUAUAACCUAUAUUAA